This is a messenger RNA of Trichosporon asahii var. asahii CBS 2479, 1746 nucleotides long. Its product is annotated as amino-acid N-acetyltransferase. Gene Ontology annotation, biological process: L-arginine biosynthetic process. The transcript has 2 exons. The record is from RefSeq and is a predicted model, not a curated record. Gene Ontology annotation, cellular component: mitochondrial matrix. NCBI's taxonomy places the organism in Eukaryota, Fungi, Basidiomycota, Tremellomycetes, Trichosporonales, Trichosporonaceae. The coding region runs from base 1 to 1746 and encodes 581 amino acids. Gene Ontology annotation, molecular function: L-glutamate N-acetyltransferase activity, acting on acetyl-CoA as donor; arginine binding.
AUGAGCGUCGCAGCCAUCCGUGGAGCCCGCCAGGUCCGCUCGGCGGGACUGCGUGUGCUCCGCUCAACCUCAGCAGUGCGAGCAUACCAUGGCCCGAAGACGGUUCAGGAGCUCGAGCACGGGCAGAGCGAUGCCGACUUUGUGCUGAGCAUUCUGCAAGCGUCCCCCUCCAUGCGCGACUCGCGCUCGUACAUCGCCAGCUUCGCCCCGCCUACCUCCCCCGACACACCGCCCUCUCCCCCAGCCCCGAGCGAGACAGCCGAGGCCGCGCCGAACCCGCUAGUCGGCUCGCUGCUGAACCCGAUCGUGCGCCGACCUGCGCUCGUCAAGAUCCAGGGGCCAUUUACAGACCACCAGCUCCAGUCCGUCUGCCGCGGUAUCCAGUACCUGCAGCGCAUGGGUCUCGUCUCCGUGGUGGUGAUUGACAGGGACGACGUUCCGCCAUCGGAGAGUCAGGAUGCGGAUGCCGCCGAGGCGCAGCGGACGCUGAUGCUGCGCGAUGUUGAGCGGUGUGUCGACAUGCUGACGCGGGCGCGCGCUCCCGCCCGUCCGAUCCUCUCGACCGUGGCGCGCAUGGGCGAGGACGGCGCCGUUCGUGUCGAAGCCGAAGGUCUGGACCACAUCAGGCGUACGGUCGAGGAAGGCGAGAUCCCCGUCCUCAUGCCCGUCGCGCUGGACACCGGAUGCCGCUCCCGUCGCAUCAACGCGAACCGCGUCCUCGCCGCUCUGGCCGAGAGCAUGAGCGCCCCCGCGCCCGAGGGUGCGGAGAAGAAGGGCAUGGACCUGACGCCGGUGCGUCUCCUGGUCAUCAACAGGGAGGGCGGCAUCCCGUCGUAUGCGCGCAGCGGCCUGCCGCAUCUCAGCAUCAACCUUGCCUCUGAGCUCGAGUUCAUCUCCAACACCUGGCGCGAGGAGUGGCGCGACACGCAUCCGACAGCGCUCGCGAACCUGAACCUCGCCGACGAGUGUCUGGCGCACAUGCCACGAGGGGCUAGUGCCCUCAUCGUGUCGCAUCGCUCGCCUGCCGCCCUCAUCGCGAACCUGAUCACGAACAAGCCGGCGCACUCUGCGUCGCUCCCCCACUCGCUCCUCGAGCAGAGUGAAGGGCGCAUCACGCCCGACACGCCCACGCUGAUCCGGAAAGGCCUCCCCGUCAAAAUUGUGCGCAACCUCGACGAGAUCGACAAGGACCGCCUCACGGGCCUGCUGGAGCGGAGCUUCGGCCGCAAGCUCAGCCAGGACAAGUACUGGGCGCGCCUCGAGAAAGAUCUCGACUUCAUCAUCGUCAUUGGCGACUAUGUCGCGGCCGCCAUCGUCACGAAGGAGGGACCCAAUCGGGAUAUCUGCUACCUCGACAAGUUUGCCGUGCUCCCUGAGAACCAGGGCGACGGCACCGUCGAUUUCCUCUGGGUCGCGCUCCGUGACGAGACGUACGGUCUCGGUCUCCUCGACGCUAUGAACCCCAGUAUCGGUUCGCUCAAGGGUGUGGGAGAGGGCAAGGACCUGGUCUGGCGCUCUCGCUCGAAUAACCCCGUCAACAAGUGGUACUUUGAGCGCAGUAACGGGAGCUUGACGUGCGGCGACAAUGGCGCGUGGAAGCUGUUCUGGUGCGACGCCGAGCAGCGCGUGCGCGACAUGGCACAGGAGAACGGGAGCCUCAUGCACGUCAUCGAGAAGAGUGAACGAGGACGGCUAGAGAACUGGGAGCCCGCAAUCAUGAGCAUCAAGAGCGCAUGGUCUGACUAG